This is a messenger RNA of Sycon ciliatum, 633 nucleotides long. Its product is annotated as putative sperm motility kinase W. The record is from RefSeq and is a predicted model, not a curated record. The coding region runs from base 1 to 633 and encodes 210 amino acids. The transcript has 7 exons. Gene Ontology annotation, biological process: signal transduction; protein phosphorylation. Gene Ontology annotation, molecular function: protein serine/threonine kinase activity; ATP binding. NCBI's taxonomy places the organism in Eukaryota, Metazoa, Porifera, Calcarea, Leucosolenida, Sycettidae.
AUGUAUGCUCAGAAAGUUGCAAUCAAGCAGAGUUUCGAAGAUCGGAGGUCAUUGGUGGCGCUGGACAGGGAGGCACAAGCACUGCGUGUAUUUCGCCACCCGGUGAUUCCUUUCUAUUUUGCAUCCAUAGUCACAGCAUGGGGGUGGUGUGUUAUCCGGGAGCUGGUAGAGGGCGUUACUCUGGAUUUGUCACCAGGCUUUGGCGAUCCAACUGAAUUCGAGGCAGCCAGAAUCUUUGGUCAGUUGACGGACGGUCUUAGCUACAUACAUGCAUUGGGCGGCAUACAUGGAGAUAUAUGUGCAAAGAACGUCAUGGUGACUCCAGAAGGCAACGUUAAACUGAUUGAUUACGGAAAUUGCGUUCCGCAUAAUACAGUGGAGCACGACAACAGUAUUAGCCCCUGCAAAGCCCCGGAACUCAUGUUCGAACCUAGACGCCCAAGGGGGCGGAAGGCGGAUAUGUUUGACUUAGGGCGGCUGAUGUACCGGUAUUUCAAGAAUGGCGAAGAGCCAUACAAUCUUCCGCCGUUAAUUCCGCUGAACGCCGAAAACCUGCAGACACGAAUGGAGUCGCCUGAGGAUAAUAUCAGUCUCCUAGGCCUUUCAGACCGCAGGCAUAGUGGGAUGGUCUAA